Molecule: messenger RNA, 781 nt
Organism: Camelus dromedarius (Arabian camel)
Lineage: Eukaryota; Metazoa; Chordata; Mammalia; Artiodactyla; Camelidae
Product: beta-defensin 133-like
Exons: 2
Coding region: 569-781 (70 amino acids)
Biological process (GO): innate immune response; defense response to bacterium; cell chemotaxis
Cellular component (GO): extracellular region
Molecular function (GO): CCR6 chemokine receptor binding; chemoattractant activity
Source: RefSeq, a predicted model, not a curated record
GAGUGCAUGUAUUCAUUGUAAAAUUGUCUUAUGCCUAUUGUGUCUCUAAGAUCCACACUGCAUAAGAGAGAGAGCAAAGAAUUACUUAUUUCUGUAAUGAUGAAGAAGGUUUUAAUAAUGACUAUCAAUCACAGGGGAAAAGUGGUUCUAGUGGCAAAAAGUAAUAAAUUAGUAGACAAGAAUUUCUGCUACUUUUAAAAUUCAGUAGUUUAUUUUGCGUAGCUUUUUAAGAAAUAGAAAAAGAAAAGCAAAGAUAAAAUUCUCAUAUUUACAUGCGUCAGACUUCCUGUAGGAAAUCCCCAGUGAUACGGAAUUACUUAGGCAACUAGCUGUUAAAAGCCAUAAUCAUCUGCUGGCGAUAUCAUGAGCCCUUUACAUUUCGAAGAUAAAAGAAAAACAAUGUCCAGCACUUUUGCCCCAGGCACUGCUAAAUAGGAGUGUUACUUCUGAUAAACAUGAAUGACUACAUUCAUAUCACCGAAGGGAGAGACAUAUAAAAAGAUAUACUCUCCCCUUUCUUCUUCCUGAAAGACUCCAGAGCUGCCGAUUUGACUGACUUUCUUCAAUCAUGAAGACUCCUGUCCUUCUCUUUGUUUUAUUGUUCUUUCUGGCCCCAUUGCCACCAGUGAAAUGUGCCAUGAAAGACAUCUAUAGUUGCUUUAUCAAGAAAGGCAAUUGUAGAUACGAAUGCUAUGAUUCUGAAACACAGAUUGGUUUCUGCACAAAACUACAGGCCGAUUGUUGUAUACAGAAGUCUGAAAUAAAAAGACAGCAUUCCUGA